This is a messenger RNA of Nicotiana attenuata, 1308 nucleotides long. RefSeq lists its product as uncharacterized. Lineage: Eukaryota; Viridiplantae; Streptophyta; Magnoliopsida; Solanales; Solanaceae. The transcript is spliced from 4 exons. The record is from RefSeq and is a predicted model, not a curated record. Bases 1 to 1308 code for a protein of 435 amino acids.
AUGACUCGAACAGGAUUUGCUAUUCGAGGAAUGUCAGCUGAAGUAGCUAUUGCCCUUCGAGCCUCUUUUGGUACUCCUCUUUCUUUGGAGAGAGCACAAGCUACACUGUCAAAGAGGAAAGUUGUUGAAGAGGAUUCUGAGGAUGAUGGAGAUGAAGACACCUCUUUGAUAGCUAGACCUAGAGCCAGGAGACGCAUCAUUUCCGAAGAUGAAGCUGAAAUUUCUCCUGCCCGUGCCUCCUCUCUUACCGAACCUGUUACUGUUGUUUCUGAUGAUGAAACCAUUCCUAGGAACACCAAUGAAUCCAAUCAACGUCUCUUUGCUGACGGUUUCGAAAGUGGUGAACUAGGUCCGGUUUUAGAUGAAGUUCCUCUUUCCUCUUCCAUUCCUAUUCCUUCUAUUCCUCCUUUGGUUUCAAGUGCUUCUUUGCCCAUUUUAUCUGUUCCUGCUUCUUUGCCAAUUUCUGCUCCCUUACCUGCUUCGACUCCUUCUUCGACUCCUGUUAUUUUUACCUCUUCUACCAUUCCUCCUUCUAUAGCUCCCCCUUCCUCUGUUCAGCAUGCAGAGGAGGGUUCCAGUAGAGGAAGUUUGGCUAUGAGGAGUGCCAACCUCAUUGGCACGGAAUUGAUGGGAAGAGUUUCCCUUUUAGAAAAGAAGGCCUGUGAGUCUGAUAAGACUAUUCUCGAGGCUGAGAGGGUAGCUAAGGAAGCCCAGCUGGAAGCAACUAAUUGGAAGGAACAGUUUCAAAAUGCUCAAGAAACGAUAAAAGAAUUGCAAGAAAGCAACCGUAACCUGGAGCAGCAAAAGCAGACUCUGACUUCUGAAUUAGCGGGAGCCAAGGCUUCUUCUAGUAAAGCCGAGAAGGAUAAGGAGCGCCUUGAGUGUUCCUUUUCAGAGCAGUUAUCAAAGUCAAGUGAAGAAAUCAGAGAACUUAAGGCACUCUUGAACAAGAAAGAAGAGUAUGCAGGAGAGUUAGUACAAAACUUGACUCAAGCUCAAGCUGAUUUGAAAAUCUCCUCUGAUAAGGUUCAUGCCUUAGAGAAUGAAGCUCCCGUGGCUGAAGAACCUUUAAAUGAAGAAGCUGCUGCUGUGGCAGUUGAAGUUGAAAAUGUUGCAAUUCCAGCUCCCGAGGGUGAAACUUCUAUGAAUCAGUUUGAGGAAGCUGAAGCUUCUGUGACUCUUACUCCCCUCGAUGAAUCUAACACUUCAAUCCCAGCUGAAACCGCUCCUGUUGCUGUUUAUUCAGAAGUUACCGUUCCUGAAAGUGAAGCUGAUAUCACAACUUCUGAUGUUCCAGCCCCUCAGUGA